This is a messenger RNA of Phalaenopsis equestris, 1130 nucleotides long. Its product is annotated as pentatricopeptide repeat-containing protein At4g37170-like. The coding region runs from base 1 to 1116 and encodes 371 amino acids. Lineage: Eukaryota; Viridiplantae; Streptophyta; Magnoliopsida; Asparagales; Orchidaceae. Gene Ontology annotation, biological process: RNA modification. Gene Ontology annotation, molecular function: protein binding; RNA binding. The record is from RefSeq and is a predicted model, not a curated record. The transcript has a single exon.
AUGGGUAGCUGCAAGCUCGUAACCCGUCCUUUUUCCAGUUUCGCCGGAAAACUAGUCGCCUCACUCCUCCCACCGGCCGCACGACCUCCCCCCUCCUUCUUUCCCUUCGCUGAAACACCGAUCUUCUCAGCUGAAUCAAUCGAUACUCUCUGUCACCAACAUCGCUUCCACGAAGCCUUCGACCACUGCCUCCACCUGCGUUCCAUCAAAGCUGCUCGCCGCCUCCACUGGAACCUCCGUUCAACUCUCCUUCAUCCCUCCACCGCUCUCUGUAAUCGUCUUCUUCAUCUUUAUUGUAAAUGCGGAAACCUUGUCGACGCCCGCAAACUGUUCGACGAUAUGCCCCACAGAGAUACCUGCUCAUUCAACACCAUUAUGGCCGGCUACUCCAUUGCAGGUCAUCUCGCUGAGGCCCGCCGCAUCUUUGAUGAGAUUUCUGAACGGGAUCACUUCUCAUGGAGCAGUAUAAUUGUUUGCUAUACUCGUCACGGCUUGCCAUCUGAGUCGCUGGAUCUGUACAGGCGCAUGCUUCAUGAAAACACUGCUGGUAAUUUUAAGAACAGCAACAGAUUCACUGCUUCGAGUGCUCUUGCUGCUUCUACGGCGGUUUGUAGUCUUCGGCAUGGGAGGGAGAUUCACUGCCAUAUAGUGAGGGCUGGGCUGGAAUCUGAUGCCGUGGUCUGGAGCGCGCUCUCAGAUAUGUAUGCCAAGUGCGGGGACAUCAACAAUGCACAAAAGGUGUUUGAUUUGAGUUCUGACCGAGAUGUUGUUUCUUGGACAGCAAUGAUUGGGAGGUAUUUUGAUGGUGGAAGGACAAAGUUGGGGCUGGAGCUCUUUUCUCAUAUGCUCAGCAUUGGUGUUCGACCGAAUGACUUCACCUUUGCUGGAGUUUUGGAUGCUUGUUCAGAGCUGGCUGCUGAAGAGCUAGGUAGGCAAGUACAUGGCCACAUGAUCAGAGUGGGAUUCAAUCAGUUAUCUUUUGCUGCAAGUUCUCUUUUACACAUGUACUCCAAAUGUGGAAACAUUGAGAAGGCUAAGGUUUUAUUUGAAAGAAUGCCAAACCCUGAUUUAGUCUCAUGGACUUCGAUAAUCUCUGGAUUUGCUCAGAAUGGCUAACCCAGAAAGGCUCU